UACAAGCCGGUAAUGCAGAAGGUACAAUCUGAUAGCAGACACGCCCGUCGUGCUGCCACCGAGUGCCGUCGAUGUCCGGACGACCACUGUCGGAGCUACGCAGAUCCGUCACUCGCCACCGCGCCGCCGCCGUGAAUACGGCGGCGCGAGAUCCAAUUUCGAAUUACAGGAUCAAAGAACUCCACGGGCGUUUGAUCAGAUCCCACCAGUGCAGCAAUUCAAAUUCCAUGGCGGAGGUCAUCAAACACUACGCCCUCUCCGAAUCGUCUCUGCAAAAAUCCAUGUUAGCUUUCUCCAAAAUAUGCAAUCCUUCGUUACCAAUCUGGAAUCACAUGAUACGAGGGCUUUCCCAAAGCGACAGACCUGAGGACGCUCUCCACCUGUUCGACGAAAUGCGUCAAAGAGGAUUGCGAGGUAAUAAUCUUACGUUCAUAUUUGUGUGCAAAGCUUGCGCUAAAAUUCCUAACAUUUUGUAUGGAAAGAGAAUUCAUGUUCAUGUCUUGAAGAUGGGAUUCGGAUCGUAUCUCUACGCCUGCAAUGCUUUGAUUCAUAUGUAUGGUUUCUGCGGCGAAUUGGGCUUCGCAAGAAAGGUGUUCGACGAAAUGUCUGAAAGAGAUUUGGUCUCCUGGAACUCUUUGAUCUGCUCGUAUAGUCAAUGCGGAAAUUACGACGACGUUUUGGGUGUUUUCGACGCAAUGAGAGUCGAAAACGUGAAGGCGGAUGCCGUAACUAUGGUGAAAGUUGUUUUAGCUUGCGUACACGUCGGUGAAACGAAGCUCGUAGAGUCGAUGAUGGAAUAUAUCGAGGAUAACGGCGUCGAAAUCGACGUGUUUUUAGGAAACACAUUGAUCGACGUGUAUGGAAAGCGCGGCUCAGUUGGAUCGGCUUGGAACAUAUUUGAAAGAAUGGGUAAAAAGAACGUCGUUUCUUGGAACGCAAUGAUCGCCGCGGCCGCAAAAUCGGGCGACAUUUCUUUGGCGAAGAAGCUCUUCGAUGAGACGGUCGAACGGGACGUCGUUACGUGGACUUGUAUGAUCGCCGGGUACGCACAAUCGAAUCGGUACGAGGACGCCGUUACUCUUUUCGACGAGAUGGUGGCGGCGAAGAUCAAUCCCGAUCGAGUAACUAUAGCCACCGUGCUUUCAGCUUGCGCGCGUUUGGGAAGACUCGACUUAGGCGAUGCGGUGCACGAUUAUUUAACGCGUAGUAAAAUCGAAACGGAUAUCUAUGUCGAGAAUGCUCUUGUCGAUAUGUACUCCAAAUGCGGUUCAGUCGAAAAAGCUUUGGCGGUAUUUCGUGGUAUGAAACGACUGGAUCCCGUUUCUUGGACCGCCAUCAUUUGCGGCGUUGCCGUAAACGGAGACCCGGAUCGAGCUUUGAAUUUAUUCUCGGAGAUGCUGAGAAACGGCGUGAAACCGAUCCACGGAACGUUUGUCGGCGUGCUACUUGCUUGCGCGCAUUCGGGUUUGGUGGAAAAGGGAUUGUCGUUUUUCGACGAUAUGCGGAAGAUAUAUGGAUUGGUGCCGGAGAUGGCGCAUUAUGGUUGCGUGGUCGAUCUUUUAUGUCGGGCGGGUGAUCUUUGUAAGGCGUACGAGGUUGCGAGGAGCAUUCCGGUGUCUUCCGAUGUUGUCGUGUGGAGGAUGUUGCUAAGCGCUUGUAAUCUUUACGGCGAUACCGUUUUGGCGAAAAUCGCUUCGGACAAGAUUCUUGAGGUCGAUCCAUGUAAUGGUGUCGACUAUGUUUUGUCGUCGAACUUGUAUGCCGGCGUAGAGAAAUGGGACGAGGUUGUGAGAAUGAGAGAGCUCGUCGAGAAAGGUAGAGGCAAUGUGUCCAGGCCGUCGGGAUGGAGCUCGAUUCAAAUUAUAGAUUGAUUUAUUUGUUUAGUACGGAAAAUUGAAGUAAAAAUAGUUGUUAGAUGUAAUAUUUUAUAUAUAUUAAAAAAUAAUAAUUUGGGUGUAAUUUUAUGGA
Molecule: messenger RNA, 1968 nt
Organism: Andrographis paniculata
Lineage: Eukaryota; Viridiplantae; Streptophyta; Magnoliopsida; Lamiales; Acanthaceae
Product: pentatricopeptide repeat-containing protein At2g22410, mitochondrial-like
Exons: 1
Coding region: 72-1871 (599 amino acids)
Biological process (GO): RNA modification
Molecular function (GO): protein binding; RNA binding
Source: RefSeq, a predicted model, not a curated record